AUGGAUUCUCGAGAAAAGAGCUGGUUCUCUUCCGUCCGCGUUCGGGUUUGCAACUUCCGAGCCGAGAGGGAUUCCACCCUCACUUCUUUUCACGAAAAGCCCCCAUCUUUACCGUCAACGAAAUCGGUGUUCUUACAUCUUGACGGUACUAAGGUUGUGGAGAGAGUUACUGGUGUAGGCGGCACGGGCAUCGUCAUUGACCAAAGACCGUACGCGCUCAAAAUACCUCGGAUUUCAAGGCCUAUAGAGAUUGAUGGGGUGCCUGUGGCUACUGGGAGAUUAACUCCUGAAGGAGGGGACUACAAUGAGCGACCCGAUCUUAUUCAUUCAAUCCAAGAUGAAAAGGCUGUUUAUCAAAGGCUGGGUGACCAUCCCGGGAUGGCAAGGUUUUGUGAUUUUGGAGAGUCAGCAAUUAUGCCUCUUGAUUCAGAUUUGAAUGACACUGAAGUCUGA
Molecule: messenger RNA, 453 nt
Organism: Uncinocarpus reesii 1704
Lineage: Eukaryota; Fungi; Ascomycota; Eurotiomycetes; Onygenales; Onygenaceae
Exons: 2
Coding region: 1-453 (150 amino acids)
Source: RefSeq, a predicted model, not a curated record